Messenger RNA from Lytechinus pictus (painted urchin), 4297 nucleotides. Its product is annotated as C-signal-like. Lineage: Eukaryota; Metazoa; Echinodermata; Echinoidea; Temnopleuroida; Toxopneustidae. Gene Ontology annotation, molecular function: oxidoreductase activity. The record is from RefSeq and is a predicted model, not a curated record. The transcript has 5 exons. Gene Ontology annotation, cellular component: cytoplasm. The coding region runs from base 416 to 1162 and encodes 248 amino acids.
UCUUCGACGUAGUCGACUUUUGAUACUACAACUUGCUUACUCCACUAUCAUUACACUGUAUAUACAGAUAGUAAACACCUAGCUCCAUUUGUAAAGUAAAACAUAUUUUUAAUUGAAUUGUUUAAUAAAACAACAGACAGAUUUACUAGGGUGGCCGACUGCCCAUAUAAAAGUAUUUUAAAGGACAAAACGUGCAAAAUGUAAUAAACUAUACGAUUAUGGAGCUAAUGCAUGGUGCGGUCAUGAUGUACUCAUCCGUGUCCUCGUGAACUACGGUAGUUCUGUUGUUGUGCGGUAUAGUGAUAAAUUUUAUGAUACGGUAAUGACAGUCGCGCGAUAUCGACACGGAUGACCUGUUAAAUAGAAAAGAACGAAUUUGCCGAAACAAACGACAACUCAUCCGAUCUAGAAAAAAAUGAGGACGAUUCUUGUGACAGGAGCUAAUAGGGGUAUAGGCUUGGAGUUUGUACGCCAGCUGGCCCGGCGGGAACCAACUCCAGCGUUUAUCUUCGCCACCUGCAGAUCGCCGGACAACGCCCAUGAUUUGCAAGCUGUUGCAGAUACUCACACAAAUGUCAAGGUCUUGAAAAUAGACAUGCAGAAUGAAUCAACUUAUGGUCCUGUGGUUGAGGCAGUAUCUAGUCUAGUAGGAGAGAGUGGACUCAACAUUCUUAUCAACAAUGCUGGUGUGUAUUCCAGGGACGGCUAUGAGAAAGUCAGCAGGGAAAUGCUCAAAGAAAGCUUUGAUAUUAAUGUCAUUGGUCCCAUGCGCCUCACACAGGCUUUCCUCCCACUUUUGAAACAAGGAGCUCGGAGCAGCAAACUGGAGAGUUUUGGUGUUGACAGGGGAGCGAUCAUCAAUAUCUCUUCUGGAUUUGGUAGUAUAGCUUCUAACGAUAGUGGUGGAUAUGCUGGCUACAGAGAAAGCAAGGCUGCUCUCAAUAUGUUCACGAAGGGCCUUAGUCUAGACCUGAAAUCAGAGAAAAUCCUGGUCCUAUCACAGUGCCCGGGCUGGGUCUCUACUCGCAUGGGUGGACCUCAUGCCUCUAGAACACCAGAGAGUUCUGUAUCUGAUAUGCUGAAAAUAUUUGCCAUGUACUCUGAAGAGCACACAGGUUGUUAUUUACGCAAUCACAUCCCACUGGAAGUCUUACCGUAUUAGUAACACGUUGACCAGCUUUCCUUGUGUUGUUGGCCUACUUCUGUGUCAGACAUCUAUAUACACAGUUGGACCAGAACGAGGCCACAACCUACACAUCUCGGGUCAGGAAGUUCUCAUUUGCAGCCAUUAUCCUGGCUGCAGCAAUCUUCAAGUUUAUGGCUACUGGUGUGUCCUCAGUCACACUGACUUGUAUGUUGAAGUUUGGUAGAAUUAUGGACUUCUGAUAUGAACUGCGUAGUUGUUCUCAUCCUAGCUCGUAUCUUCAAUUCAUAUAUUUUCCUUUUUCAAUCUUUUAUAUUCACAAUGAUAGUUCAAUAUACAACUGGGCUAUUUCAGACCAGGAUAAACGGGGGGGGGGGGGGUUAAAAUGACCCUCCCCCUGAGAUCUUGGCCACUGAUUGCACAAUUGCUGCGAAAAUUUGCAUGCGCGUAGAGCCGGAUGUAAACUACAAGACUGUAUAGUAAAAUUUUCACAAAAUUGUUCAUAUAUUUUUUUAAUUAUGCAAAUAUGCAUAUGAAAUUUGCCCUAAAUUUGUGUUUUUGAGUAUGUUUUUGCCUUCAACUCAAUUUAUGUAGCUAGUUAGUAGAAUGCUAAUUUUUGGUGAGGGUAUUAAUUUUUACAUUUCUAACAAAUAUCUACAAAAAAUUGCAAAAAUAUAAUUAUUCUUUUAUGUAUUUUAUUAGUUUUAAAUUCUUAUAUAUUUCUUUGUUUUUUCAAACCUUUGUUUUUUAUUGUUUUUGUGAUCAUACAUAGCAUGAAAUAAAUCCAUUUAAACGAAAAAAAGUUAAAAUAAUCAUUCAUAAAAACCCAAUUUGCAUUGACUUUGUACACGGAAUCACGUUUUUGAGCAAUUUUGGGUCCUACAUGCACUUACAAAAUGUUGCGUAAUUUCGGAACCGCGUACCCGGACAUUGCAAAUUUGGUCUCAAAAGAUGCGCAAGACUUUAAAAUAAGAAGUCAGCGAGCGGCGCGGUUGACCACCCCCCCCCCCCCUCUGUUUAAUAAGGAUUAAUGUUUAAAUCAAUUUUGCUUUUCACGCACAAUGAAAAUCUCAAAAUUCAUUUUGUGUGACUUGGUUUUAAGGGGGCUAGUCACAAGUGGAAAGUGACCCCUCUCACCUAACCCUAUGGGGUUGGCUGAGAAACAUUCGUCCCUGGACUGUUGCUAUUAGAAACUGUUUAGAAUGGCUACUUGUUAGUGCUGACAACUUUCAUAAAAUGGUGCCCAGAUAAAACAAUCUAUGAUCUGCAGCUUUGGGAAUGAGUUGUAGAUCUGAUAGGAAAAUAAAUUGUGAGCAGCUCCCUAAUCCAUAUGCACAGUAACAUCUUUUUUUAAAAUCAAAUAAGCACGCUGACUCAGAAGUUUUAUGGCAAAUCUGAAUUUCCAUAAUAAUGAAAUUAAUGCCUUCACUAAUGCAACAAAUGGUCACAGAAAAAUGUUUUGGUGUGUCAGGAGGAAAUUUGGUUUGUCAUAGUAAAUGAGUAAACUCAAAUUUUACAUAAAAUGUUUAAUUCACUGAAAUAUGAAUAAAGAAUGUAUUUUUAUAUAUGGGAAAAUCUAUGAUUGAUUUGUAGUGAAACAUUACAGUCAUGCAUUGUACAAUGUAAUGUAAAAUUGUACUGUAAAUAAAAGGUAAACAGAAAAAUGUUGUUUUAUUGCGUUUAAACUUUUUUAGCAACCAUAUUUUCAUGUUCAAGUAUUUUACUCUUAUUUUGUAUAUUUUGUGUUUUACUGGGCGUACUGUGCAGUUUUUGUCUUAUUUUCAAUAAGCAUUCAGUGGCAUACUCUUUGUUCAUCUUGGCAUGCUCUCCACAAGUUACUGGCACUUCUCUCCUGACUUCAGCCUAGUUUUUUCUUCAAGAAUUGAAAAGUCUUGUUGGCCAUUUUUUGUUUCUUCAUUUUGUCUUUGAUUUUAUUUCAAAGAUUCUCAAUCGGAUGGGAUUAGGUGACUGUACUGGUCAGGACAGUUGUGACGGACCUAGCUUUGUGGCACGGAGUAUUUUCCUGCUGGAAAAACCAUCAUUGCUUUAUAUGGAAGAUUGAAGACCAGGCUAAAGUCAUCUUUAGCAUCCUUGCCAACUUCAGGUUUGAAGGUCUGGAGGAAACCAAAGGAGGCCCAUUGACAUGUCUAGGAUGACCCAUGAUGAUUAGGUGUUACUGCAGUAUGGCUGGCACCAGAUGAAUUUGACUGUGUGAAGGGUGCAUAAACCAGGUGACCUGCAAAGAGGGCUCUUUAGGGGGGAGGGGCCUUCUACCAUCUGCUAAGGAAAUGUAUCCAAACAGCAAUGACUAGAUUUUGCAGGAGGAUCAUACUGCUCCCUGCCACACAGCCAUGUCCAUCACAACAUGGAUCCACAAGACGAACAUCCGCAGCUUGUCUUGGCUGGAACAGUAGCCUGAUCUCAACUUGAUUUAGAAUCUAUACAUGUAGAAUGAAAUCAAGACAUGAUGUGGGAACACAUACUGGCCAACAAGGGAGAACUCUUUGAAAAAACGUACUAGCAACUUUUGAUGAGCAUGCCAAGAUUAAUUACAGCCACUAUCAAGUCUCAUUUUUACCAAAAAUAACAUGUCUUGUUCUUAUACAGCAUCACCAAUCUUACGCGACUCUUUUACACAAUUUCUUCAUCUUAAAGGAAUUCUUUCUUGUGUAAAAUCUCUCCACAUUCCUUAAUCAUCACCUACCCAACCUUGCUCUAACUGUGACAGCUACCUCACAUCUACCAUCCACAAUCAUUGUACCCUGUCCCCCAGGAAAGAGAAAUCAUUCAGUGAUUCCAUCCCAACACACAACUUUUUCACCCGUUCCACCAUAUCCCCAACUAUUUCCUGUCAUCUUCCAUACACAAAAUCUCUUGCCAAGCUUGGGGUCACCCUUUUCACCCAGGAGGGUAAGAAACUUUGAAUUAGACUGAGAGCUAGUCCGACAUUGUGAAUCUAUUUUGCUACAAAUAUUGUAAUUAUCACAACACUGUAACGGCCAUGGAUCUCAUUCCAAGUCAUUGGCGAGUUACCGAGAGAAGAAAAAUGGAAGCUUCACAAGAGUUGAUCAUCUAUUCAGAAGAUUUUAGCAUGCUUGCCAAAGCUGGGGGUAACCCCUUCAUCUUUGUGAAUCUUCAAGUGGUCAUAGGUGG